Molecule: messenger RNA, 1661 nt
Organism: Pezoporus flaviventris
Lineage: Eukaryota; Metazoa; Chordata; Aves; Psittaciformes; Psittacidae
Gene: SLC3A2
Product: solute carrier family 3 member 2
Exons: 10
Coding region: 31-1611 (526 amino acids)
Biological process (GO): carbohydrate metabolic process; amino acid transport
Source: RefSeq, a predicted model, not a curated record
CAUUCCAGUCAGCAGCAGCGAGCGAAGACCAUGGAGGCGGACACGGAAUCCUCCCCCCGCGACCUGGAGCUGUCGGCGCUGGAAGCGGAGAAGGAGCCGAUGGCGGCGGCCGGGGAAGAGGACGCGGCACCCCCCCCCGAGGCCGAGCCGGGCCCCCCCGGUGGGGAGAAGAACGGGCUGGUGAAGCUGCCCGAGGAACUGGGGAUCCCCAUUGAAUCGGGGGGCUCCAAGUUCACAGGGCUGGGGAAGGAGGAGCUGCUGCGGGCGGCCGGGACCCCCCCCUGGGCCAAGGCCCGUGCCAUCCUCCUGCUCCUCUUCUGGCUCGGCUGGUUGGGGAUGUUGGGGGCCGCCGCUGCCAUCGUGGCCCGAGCACCCCGCUGCCGGCCUCUGCCCCCCCGCUCCUGGUGGGAGCUGGGAGCGCUUUACCGGGCCCCCCCUGCUGCUUUUGCCGGCGAUCUGAAAGGUGUGGCCUCGCGGCUGGAGCACGUGGCCGGGCUGCAGGUGAAGGGGUUGGUGCUGGGGCCGCUGCACCCCCAGAACUCGGGGCUCCUCCAGGACACCCCCUUGGGGGAGCUGGACCCAGAGCUGGGCUCCCUCUCGGACCUCAGCCACCUCCUGCAGGCCGCCAAGAAGAAGGGGAUCCAGGUGAUCUUGGAUUUGACCCCCAACUACUCUGGGGGUCCGGCCUGGUUUGGGCCCACAGUGGCUGAGGACCCUGGCUUCCAGGACAAGGUCAAGCGAGCGAUGAGCACGUGGCUGGAGCGCGGCGUCUCCGGCUUCUUCCUGGAUGGCAUCGAGGAGCUGAAGCCCUCAGUGUUGGCCGAGUGGCGGAACCUGACAGAGCAGAGCAGCCCUGAGGGCAUCCCCAGGGUGCUGGUUGGGGGCACGCGACUGCAGGACCCCCCCUCAGUGCUGGCGCAGCUCAACUCCUCGGCCGUGGGGCUGGGGCUGGUGCUGGUGCCCUCCCUGGAGGCGCUGGUGUCCGAACCCUUCAGCCCCACGCUGGUCCCCCGAUUGCUGGAGUUCCUGGGACCCCAAAUCCCCCUGGCCUGGAGCGUGGGGUCCCCCUGGAAGCACCUCGUGGGGCUGAGCUCCCUCCGUGCCCCCCAACUCCUCCUCCUGCUCUGGACCCUGCCCGGGACCCCUGUGCUCAGCUAUGGGGACGAAGUGGGGCUGAUGGAUGCUAAACAGGGGGAGGCCCCGUUCACCCCCCGGCCUGGACAGCUGACCCCGAUGCCCUGGGAACUGAUCGAGGGGAUCCAGAAGGGCGACAACAGCACCGAGGCCCAGCUGCUGGAGCUCUGCCGCCGCCUGGGUGCGCUGCGGGUCCAGGAGCGGUCGCUGUCCCUUGGGGAUGCCGAGGCCGUUCCCGCUGGAUCGGCGGCCGCUUUCCUGCGGAGCUGGGACAAGAACAAACGCUUCCUGGUGGUGCUGAACCCCGGGGACCAGCCCCUGCCUGCGUUGGCCCUGCAGGACCCCCGCCUGCCCCCCCAGGCCACCCUGCAGCUCAGCACCCACCACCCGCCGCCCGCAGAGCCUCACGUCGAGCUGGGGGCUCUCAAGCUGCGGCCCUACGAGGGGUUGUUGCUCAGCUUCCCGUAUACCCCAUAGUGCCAGUGCUGCCCCACAGCAUCUGUGGGGCAGGAGCAGUCGCUUCCCCC